AAUGGCAGAGCCAAAGUCAUGUGACACAUUCGUAGCUCUUCCACCGGCUACUGGAAAUAGUUGUGUGGUUUUUGGGAAAAAUUCGGAUCGACCAGGAAAUGAAGUACAAGAGGUGAUAUACAGACCUUCUGCCAAGUACGAUGCUGGAACAAAGCUUCAGUGUACAUAUAUUGAAGUAGACCAAGCUGCCAGUACCUAUGCAGUGGUGCUGAGUAAGCCAGCAUGGAUGUGGGGUGCAGAGAUGGGGGCAAAUGAAAAAGGUGUGUGUAUCGGCAAUGAAGCUGUUUGGACAAAAAUAAACAGUGAAGAUGACCUGGUUGAAAGGUUACUGGGUAUGGAUUUGUUACGAUUAGGUUUAGAAAGGGGAGGUAAUGCUCGUGAAAGUGUUGAUGUGAUUACCUCCCAUCUAGAGAAGUAUGGCCAGGGUGGAGGAUGUAUUGAAGGUGGAGACUGGUCGUACCACAACAGUUUUAUCAUAGCAGACGGCAGUGAGGCAUGGGUCCUGGAAACAGCUUGCCAAUUCUGGGUCGCUGAAAAAAUUACAGAGGGAGUUAGAAAUAUUUCCAAUCAGCUGACAAUAACCACAAAAUUUGACCUUUCAUCUCCAAACUUGGUAGAGAAAGCAACAGAGGCAGGUCUAUACAAAGAGUCAGAUGGACCAUUCAACUUUGCAAGAGUUUUUGAUGAGUCUUCACUUGCGUCGAAGAGCUCCAGAUACUGUAAUGGAACAAAAUUGUUGAAGCAGUUCUCGAGUAAUGGAACUUUUGGUGUAGCAGACAUGAUGAAGAUUUUGAGGGAUGAUGACAGUGGUAUCAACAUGGGAAGUGGUACCUGUGGCAGUCAGGUGUCCUUGUUGCCUAGCAACGCAUCUGCAGCAGCUAUUUCACCAUGCUGUCAUUGGUUUACUGCCACACCUAGUCCAGAUGUUAGCCUCUUCAAACCAUUUAUUUUCGGUCCUAGUUCUGGUGUCGGCAGCUUAACCAUUUCUCCGGAUUAUGGUCUAAAAGAUCCACGAGUGGUAAAACCAAGAUUCCAGUCCAAGGUGGAAAGACGACAUGAACUGUUUAAAGGUCAUGAGAAACUACAGUCCCUGUUAGUUCAAGAUGAGGCUAAAGCAAAUAAAAUUAUUCAGAAUUUAAAAGAAUUAGAGUCCAAUUGUAUUGGUGAUAUUGAAGAAAUAUUGAAGAAUUUUGAUGAAUCUAGUUUUGCUAAAGUCUCUAACUUGUUUGAGCAUAUGUGUAACAUAGAACUGAAUUUUUAUAAGGAAGCUUAAUAAACGGUAAUUAAAAGUUACCUUAAAAGAAACUAGGAAACAAAGUAGAUUAUUUAUCAAAUAAUAUUACAACUCGUGUUGCUUACAUUCAUGCUGUUUAACAAAAAAUCACUCUACUUAUAGGUCAUUAUUCUUUAGAAAGUCUGUCUCACCUUAUUUUGGACCCAUGAUAAUUUUUUAGUUAUGUAUGUGAAAAGAUUGUAGCCAGAAUCAAACUUCAGCUAAUGACAUUUUGCAGUUUUAUUUAGAAAAAUCAUUUUCCCAGGUAUUUUUGAUGGCCUAAAUCCACACAAGUUAGAAACUUCUGAAUAUUUAUGACUGCAAGUUAAAUGAAUGUAAAAGUAUGGAAAACAGGCAUUAGAAAAUGAGAUAAGCUGCUUACAGGUAAAUAGACAUUUAUUUUGCCAUAUUUAUGUUACUUAGUUUGUUGUUUGUACAGGAAUCUGUACCAUAUUGUAAAAAAACCAUUUAAUAUUAUAUUAUUACAUAUUUAUUUUCAUAUGCCAUUUUGAAAAAAUGGGACAUAUUUUUGGUUGGAUAUCUGUCUGUUAGUAAGGAGUAUGUAUAAUAACACAUCUUCAUUUAAUACAUACAGUGUAACAACAUCAAUACAUACAGUGUAAGAACAACAUCAAUUGAUGUGUAUUUACAGCAGAUAGAAACUGAAACUGAAGAAGUGAAGAAUCUGCUCCCAAUUAUUUUUCAGUUUUUGUGCUUGCAAAAUUUUGCAAGUGUAUGGAAGACUACUUGCAGUUUUCAUUUCCACUGGCAUUUUGUAUGUCCUAGGAGACCCCUGUUGUUCAAGGGCUAUUACU
This is a messenger RNA of Mercenaria mercenaria, 2088 nucleotides long. Its product is annotated as secernin-3-like. Bases 2 to 1273 code for a protein of 423 amino acids. The record is from RefSeq and is a predicted model, not a curated record. Lineage: Eukaryota; Metazoa; Mollusca; Bivalvia; Venerida; Veneridae. Gene Ontology annotation, molecular function: dipeptidase activity; cysteine-type exopeptidase activity. The transcript has 5 exons. Gene Ontology annotation, biological process: proteolysis.